AGUGCCAUCUACAGUAGUCAUAUGGUGAUACAUCGAUAAGACAGUGGCAACAAUGGAAACAUUUUCCAAAUAAAUAAGGUUAACACUAUUUUUUUUAUAUUAACUAAAAUGGAAAAUCUUAUUCUUUUAUCCGUUUUUAUGAAAUAAAGAAUCAGAAAUAUAAUAAAAAUGGAAAAACUACUUCAUACUAAUAUAAAAACAAUUUCAAGAUUACUUUUCGAUGGUACUAUAAAACCUACGGAACUAACAAACUUGGCGUUAAAAAAAGCAGAAGAUAUCAAACAUUUAAAUUCAUUUAUAUCUAUAACAUCAAACCAAGCUAAGACGCAAGGAGAAAAAUCGGAAAAGCGUUUUACCGAUAGAAAACCAAUUUCAGAAUUAGAUGGUGUUACAAUAGCAGUCAAAGAUAAUUUUUGUACACAAAAUAUCAAGACAACAUGUGCCUCGAAAAUGUUGGAAAAUUUUGUGCCAACUUACAAUGCUACAGUGUGUCAAAGACUUUUUGAUGCAGGUGCGGUUUUAAUAGGAAAAACAAACUUAGAUGAAUUUGCAAUGGGAAGUGCUACAACUGACUCAAUAUACGGACCAACGAAAAAUAUUUGGAGGUAUAAAAGUGAGAAUUUUUUUCUUUCAGGAGGUAGUAGUGGAGGAAGUGCUGUAGCUGUUGCUUCUGGUGUAUGUUUUGCAGCUAUAGGUUCAGAUACAGGUGGUUCAACAAGAAAUCCUGCUUCAUAUUGUGGAGUUGUAGGAUUAAAACCUACUUAUGGGUUAGUUUCUCGUUGGGGCUUAAUUCCAUUGGUAAAUUCAAUGGAUGUACCUGGUAUUUUGGCAAGAACAGUCGAUGAUGUAGUAUCUGUACUUAAUGUUAUUGCAGGUUUCGAUAACAAAGAUUCCACAUCACUUACAAAACCUUACAAUAAAAUUAGACUGCCCCCAGCUACAAAAAUGAGCAUCAAGGGCCUCAAAAUCGGUAUUCCUAUCGAAUAUAACUCUGAACAUGUUAGCGAAGAAGUUUUAGAUACUUGGAAUGAAAUUGCAGCUCUAUUACAGUCUCACGGAGCAGUAAUAAAAAAGGUAUCUAUGCCUCACACUGAAUACAGUAUCGUUUGUUAUUCUAUUUUAAAUCAGUGUGAGGUGGCUAGCAACAUGGCUCGAUAUGAUGGUAUCGAAUACGGUUUCAGAGCUAAUGAAGAAUUAUCUACGGAAAAAUUAUAUGCUGCUAGUCGUAAAUUGGGUUUUAAUGAUGUUGUUAAAAAUAGGAUACUAUGUGGAAACUACUUUUUAUUAACCAGAAAUUAUGAUAAAUAUUUUACACAAGCUCUUAAAAUUCGAAGAUUGAUUGCGAACGAUUUCCAUAAUGUAUGGAAUGAUGUUUCUUUAUUGUUGACGCCAACAACUUUGUCAGAAGCCCCAUCGUAUAAAAGUUAUAUAGAAAAUUAUGACCCAUACAAAAACGCUUUCGAAGAUUUUUGCACGCAGUGUGCAAAUAUGGCAGGUGUACCAGCAGUUUCGAUACCAAUAAAAUUGUCCAAAAACGUUUUACCACUAAGUCUUCAAUUAAUGGGACGAAAUCUAAGCGAACCGAUGUUAUUAGCAGUAGCUAAGUAUAUUGAAAAUUUGGUAAAAUUCCCACAUUUCCAAUACGAGUUAUGAUCAUAUGCAAAAAGAUUGAAAGGAAAGGUAUAAUAAACAGUAAAACAAAGAAUAAGAGAAGAAAAGAAAAAAAUCAUGGUUUUACCUCAAUUUUUUUCAAUAUUGUUCAAAUUAACCAUGUGUUGUUAUAUUCAUGUUCCAGUUUUUAAAAAAUUGUUUAAAAAUUAAAUUAAAACUCAAAAGAUUCUUCUACCCCUUUCUGUAUUGUAGAUUUUUCCUCAGAAAUGAUCACCAUCUUCCUUCUAAACACCACCAACUCAUUUUUGGGUAAUAAGUACUUUUGGAACUCUGUUAUAUUAAAGGGCAAUUCUCCCUUUUCCUUACUGGACAAAAAACUACUGCAAUAUUAUAAAAUGUUUACUUUGAAGUAGGUACAAUUGAACAAAUACAAAAAAGUAUGUUAAAUAUAAAUAAUACAUUCGAUAGAUGUAGAUCUAAAAACCUAUUACCAAUUUAAUAAAAAUUAUUUUAAAUUACACGAAACAAAAUAUAUAUAUAAGUAUGUAUAUCGAACAAGAGGAUAUCACAAUCAAUAAAAAUUAUGUAUUAGGCUUUUGGCAGUAAAAUUACAUACAAAAAAUAUAUAAUCAAAAAGAAAGUAAGGAAAAGUGCUGUAAUAGUCAAUAGGAAGAAAUCUAACAAAAAUUUAUAAAACUAUAUAUAAUUUUGGUUGUCAAAGUUAAUUAUCACGCAAAGAACCAAAUAAACCAUAUUACGAUAAAUAAAA
Diorhabda sublineata is the source of this 2380-nucleotide messenger RNA. RefSeq names its product glutamyl-tRNA(Gln) amidotransferase subunit A, mitochondrial (gene GatA). Gene Ontology annotation, cellular component: glutamyl-tRNA(Gln) amidotransferase complex; mitochondrion. Gene Ontology annotation, biological process: glutaminyl-tRNAGln biosynthesis via transamidation; mitochondrial translation. Gene Ontology annotation, molecular function: glutaminyl-tRNA synthase (glutamine-hydrolyzing) activity. The record is from RefSeq and is a predicted model, not a curated record. NCBI's taxonomy places the organism in Eukaryota, Metazoa, Arthropoda, Insecta, Coleoptera, Chrysomelidae. The transcript has 7 exons. The coding region runs from base 169 to 1653 and encodes 494 amino acids.